AGUUCUUCUGAACACUAACAACUCAUUUCCCACCUAGACAAACUCUUUAUUAAUACACUUUGUUUCUCUUUCCUUCACUCCCUCUCUCUCAUGCUCUAUAUAAUCAGUCAUUCUGUGAUAAUCUCCUCACUCAUGGGAAGCAUGAACAUGAAGGUGCAUCAGCUCACACGUGGGUUCUGGGAUCAUGAACCCUCCCUCUCACUUGCCUGCAAACGCCUCCGUCCUCUUGCUCCCAAGCUUACCACCACCGCCACCACCACGACUACUACUACUAGUCCUUCUGACACCAUCCCUUCCCUUGAUAUCAAGAGCUUCAUCAAGCCUGAAAGUGGUCCUCGAAAGUGUGGAUCCGCCGGCGAGAAGAGAGACACUCCUCAGGUGGAGGCUCACUCAGGAGGGACGAGGUGGAACCCAACACAAGAACAGAUUGGGAUCCUGGAAAUGCUGUAUAGGGGUGGAAUGAGGACACCUAAUGCACAACAAAUAGAGCAAAUCACAGUUCAGCUUGGGAAGUUUGGGAAGAUAGAAGGGAAAAACGUAUUCUAUUGGUUCCAAAACCACAAAGCACGAGAGAGGCAGAAGCAGAAACGCAACAGCCUUGGUCUCACCCAUUCUCCAAGGACUCCUUCUUUAGUGGUCACCACAACUAUAGCCUUGGAUGCCGAUAGAGAAAUGGAAAGAGAAGAAGAGAGCCAGUACUACAAAAGGAAGCAAAGAAGCUGGGGAAGGGUGAAGUGGUGUGGGGAGGAGGCCGAGGAGGAGGAUAGUAGCAGCAGGUGGAGUAGUGGAGGAGAAGAGGGAGAUGAUAAGACUCUGGAGCUCUUCCCUUUACACCCGGAAGGCAGAUGAAGGAGUAACAAUUCCCCAAGUUCCCAAAAAAUUUAAUCUCUUAAUUUCAUGUGAAUUUGCUUUGCUUUUCUUUCUCUCUUUCUUUGCUUCGGGAAAGAAGAAAGUGAAGCUGAGUGAGCUCUGUUGUAAUACUGCAGUGUACCCUCUUAUUUCAAACUCUCUCUCUCUCUCUCUCUCUCUCUCUCUCUCUCUCUCUCUCUCUCUCUUCCCUGACCAGCCGAGGUGCUUGCAGUAAGAAAGCUCUUUUACAAGCAUUCUGGUGGUGGUGGUGGUGAGUGGCCUGAGUGGCCUGAGUGGGAUCCUUUGACUA
Macadamia integrifolia is the source of this 1159-nucleotide messenger RNA. Its product is annotated as WUSCHEL-related homeobox 4-like. The coding region runs from base 91 to 849 and encodes 252 amino acids. Gene Ontology annotation, cellular component: nucleus. The transcript is spliced from 3 exons. The record is from RefSeq and is a predicted model, not a curated record. Gene Ontology annotation, molecular function: DNA-binding transcription factor activity; DNA binding. Gene Ontology annotation, biological process: cell division; procambium histogenesis; phloem or xylem histogenesis. Lineage: Eukaryota; Viridiplantae; Streptophyta; Magnoliopsida; Proteales; Proteaceae.